Messenger RNA from Danio rerio (zebrafish), 6347 nucleotides. Lineage: Eukaryota; Metazoa; Chordata; Actinopteri; Cypriniformes; Danionidae. The record is from RefSeq and is a predicted model, not a curated record.
GGGAGGAUCAUUAAAGAGCCCUCGAUUUCCUGAGAAGUGCUGGACUUGUUUAUUUACUCUCUAGCUGAUGUUCAGUUCGGUGCUAUAUUCUUUGUCAUUUCUUUAUGCCUGCGAAAGGCGUAUAGCAAACUGAGAUUGGAAGAUCAAUUCCUUGAAAGGUACAGACGAUUGUUUCAGAAUGACACAGUGGGACCAAUUGCAGCAGCUGGAUACAGUGUAUUCACAGAGGGCUUUUGAUCUAUACAAUGGAGAUGAAUUCCCAAUGGAAGUCAGACAUUAUUUGGCGCAAUGGAUUGAGGGCCAGGACUGGGAGCGAGCUUCUCGAGACUCUUCCCAAGCCGCUUUCCUGUUCCAGGUGCUUCUGGAGAAUCUGGACAACCAGUUCAGCCGUUUUUCUCAAGAGAGAGAUUGUUUCUUACUGCAGCGUAAUUUCAGACGCUACAAACAAAACUUCCAUAAGUACCAAGAGGAGCCUUGUACUCUGGCUGCUAUUAUAAACUGGUUCUUGCUGAAGGAAAAAGAAAUCUUGAACGAUGCAGAGCUUGCCCUGCAAGUGCAGACGUUGCAGGUUCAGUCAGCUGCAAUGGAGCUUGAGAGCCACAGGCAAAUUGAAAAGAGAUUAAAAGACUUUAAAACCAGAAUAGAGGUGAUGGAGCACAGCAUAAGGUGUUUGGAGGAGCAGCAGGAUGAGUUUGAUUUUAAGUAUCAGACACUUCAUAUGGACUCUUGCACAGAAGAAGAGAAAAAUCGACAGCUUGAAGGGCUUCAGAAAAUGCUCAAUGCUCUCGAUAAGUCCAGAAAGGACUUCUUGUCGGAAAUCUCGGCUAUGCUGGACGUUGCUGAUACUCUGGGAUCAUCGCUCAUAGACGAGGAACUGGUAGACUGGAAGCGGAGACAGCAGAAGUCCUGCAUUGGUGCACCUGUUGAUACAAGUCUGGAACACCUAGAGAAAUGGUUCACUCAGAUUAUAGACAGCAUGUUCCAGCUCCAGAAGUUCUUACAGAAACUUGAUGAGCUUUUAGGGAAAAUGAGCUACGAUAACGACCCAAUCCCGAUCCAAAAACCUCCUUUACAGAGCAGAGUGGACACACUGCUGACGCGCCUGAUAAAGAGUGCAUUCGUCGUAGAGACUCAGCCUUCAAUGCCACAAGGACGAGGCCCUCUUGUGUUGCGCACCAAUAUCCAGUUCUCAGUCAAAGUCAGAUUCUUGUAUAAAGUUCCUGAGCUCAACCAUGUCCUGAAAGUGACAGUCUCUGUUGACAACACUGUGAAAGGGUUUCGGAGGUUUAAUGUGCUGGGUACCUUGAUUAAAUCCCUUAACAUGGCGGAGAGUAUGAAUGGGGGAAUGGUUGCUGAUUUCAGGCAUUUGACCUUCAAAGACCAGAAAGUUGGUGGUGGAGGAAAGGGGAUCAAUGAUCUCUCGUUGAGUGUGACAGAAGAACUGCACAGUGUAAACUUUCAGACACAGUUUGAUUAUCAGGGCCUGUCAGUCACUCUGGAGACCUCUUCUCUUCCUUUUGUGGUGAUUUCGAACUCCAGUCAGCAGCAGAGUGCCUGGGCGUCUGUUCUGUGGUUCAACAUGCUAUGUUCUGAUGCCAAGAACAAAAAGUUUUUUGAAAGCUGUUCUGCCGCCUCCUGGGCUCAGUUUGGGGAGAUGCUAAGUUGGCAGUUUCUGUCCUGUGGUAAACGUGGUCUAAACGAUCAACAGUUGCAGACACUUGCUCUCAAGCUGUUUGGUAAAGAACAGAACUAUGAGAACUGCAAGAUUCCAUGGACCAGAUUCAGUAAGGAGAACCUCCCUGAUACAAACUUCACCCUGUGGGUGUGGCUGGAUGGCAUUCUAAACCUGGUUAAAGUCUACUUGUCAGACCUGUGGAGUGAUGGGUCUAUAAUGGGUUUCAUCAACAAGGGGAAGGAGAGAGUUUUAUUGAAGAAGCAGCAGUAUGGAACUUUCCUGCUGCGGUUUAGCGAAAGCAUCAAAGAUGGAGGAAUCACGUUCAGCUGGGUGCAGUACUCUAACAAUGGGGAUCCGAGUGUGCAAACAGUAAGGCCGUUCACCAGUAAUGACCUGAAGCAGAUUGCUUUACCUGAUAUCCUCUGCAACUUUCGGAUCAUGGUAGCAGAAAAUGUUCCAGUUAACCCAUUGUGUCACCUUUACCCAAAUAUUCCAAAAGACCAGGCCUUCGGCAAAUACUACAGUGAAAAAACUGGAGAGGAGAAUCCUUACCUGAAAUACCUCAAGACCAAACUGGUUUUUGUCACCAAAAAGAACGGAUGCACAGAUGUCAAAGAGGGGCCAGUGUCUGACAUGUCCACACUGGACAGAGACCCUCCAUCUUCUGUUUCUGAGGUGGACGAUGAGGAAAGUGUCUUGCUCCAUAGCCCCGAGAAUUCCCCAAUGUUCUCCAGCUCCACCAUCGAUGCUUCUUUGCUCAACAGCAUUUUGGAUAAUGAUGGCGAGAGUCUUGUUCCUAAUGAUUUUGCUCCCCAGAUCUCACCACCACCAGAAAGCAGCAUGGAACCAUUCUGUUCUGACAUUGAUGUUAAUAGGGCAUUGCAAGAUUUCAUAGACAGUUCAAACAUCCUGAAUAGCCCACCCUUUUCAGGGUUGUCAGAUGAUCCAGGUAACAUCCACCUUAGUAACGGUUUUCAUGAUAUUGCCUACAACAUGCCGCUGACCCCAUAAAUUUCAUCCGUGACCCACGAUGAGGUUAGUUAAAACUUUCAUAGCUGUGAUUUAAGUUGUAAAUAACUACCAAUUAGAAUUGCAGAAAGUUUAUUAGAAUUCCUUUGAGUUUUUCGCAGUACUGAUUUCAUUUACUUUACCCGCAAAGUGUGUAAAUCUGUGUGUCUGCUUAUCCGCUCAUUUGACUUAACAGGGCAGCCCAUUUCGAAACCAACAUAGGCUCAUUCUGAAAACAUAGCUCUGUAUACGUUUCUGGAGAUUGUGGAUUAUUUAGCCAGAGAUGUGUAUGGCUUUAUUUCGUCUUCCAAAUAAACGCAACGGGUCACCUUUGCUUUUCUGGACUGCAAUCCCAGUGAUACCAGUUUGUUCGAUAGCUUGAAACGUACGUUGGCAAACUUUAGAUGGAGAGCGGAGUUGACCGCGAUGAUGGUGUUUCAAGUGUGGUGAAGAACGGUUCCAGAAAGCAAAUUAAUAACAGGGUGAGAAUGUGGUAAAAUCUGAAAAUGUGGUAGAAAAUCAAGGCUUUUCUUUUUCUGAAUUGCUUUUUAAAACACUGCAGUUGUGUUUAGGAUACGGGGUGGGCAGGCCAGUAGGUGCUUUUCAAAGUACUAUUGGUAAGGUUCAGGAAAGGGGGUGGGUGGGGUGAUUGGUCAAUUGUUCAGUCAGUCGGUGAGUUUGUCAACAGUGGCAUCUGGUGGAUUUGCAUGAGAAGAGCAGGCGUGAAUGGCACUCGCAAGAGAGAGAUCUCAAAAAGUGUACACCUCGGACUCUGGAUUCGUGAAAACAAAAACUGCCAAACAACUUGUGUCCUGGGAUAUAUUUAGCUCUCUCCAGAAUUGUAUACAAGAGUACAUAUUCAGAAUGAGCCUGGGGUGUUUAUAACAGUAAUAAAGGUAAUUGCAACCUUUUAUAUCAUAAUUCUGACUUCUUUUCUCUUUUGUAGUUUUUAUAUCUCAAUUUAUACACUGUAGGAAAUGCUGCGUACUACACAAUCAAUUUGUGUUAUGAAAACAUAAAGCAAUUAACUUAGUUACCUUAGCAGUUUUAACUAAUUUAACUGGAUCGGACAAAAUAAUUAAGUUGUCCCCCCAAAAAACUAAUGUGUUGUUUCAGCUCAGUUUAAAUAAGUAAUUUUUUGAGUUUAAAUAGAAAGAAUUUCAUGCUAUAAAAAGUCAGAGUUGUCGAAGUUAACUUGCAGUUCUUUGUAGAUGAAAAGAAACAUCUGAUUUAUGAGAUGUAAACUUGCAAUUGAUAGAAAAUAUGUCAGAACUGUGAGAAUAAAAGGUUGCUUUCAUUGUUAUUGAUUUUUCGAUCUUCUGGCUGAAACAAGCUCUCAUGCUUAGUCCAUUAAGGCACAGAUGUCAAACUCAACUCCUGGAGGGCCGCAGCUCUGCAGUUUUUCUCCAAACCUAUCAAACACAGCUGAUCCAAGUAAUCGAGGUGUUCAAAAGAGUCACGAUCACCUUGAUUAGUUGGAUCAGCUCUGUUUGAUCAGGGUUGGAGCAAAAUGUGCAAUGCUGCGGCCCUCCAGGAGUUGAGUUCGAGACCUAUUAUCUAAGGGGACGGCUGCAAAACUAAUGGCUAUUUACUGUUCUGGUUUGUAAAAUACACUGGUUAUAGUCAUUUUCAUAAGACCUUUUCUUUCCUCUUCCUUUUUAAAGAUAAUUUUCCCUUUUAGUUUUAUUAUAUUAUUAUUGUGUAAACCUACCAUAAAUCAAACAAAUACAUAAAACUGGCCUGGCCUGGCCCUGCCAUUCAUAAGCUGCUAGCAUAUAUGUGCCCCAAAAAAUGUUCUGGAGGGAAAAAAAAAGAGCACUUUUUUGUUUUUGGUAAGAACAUUGAAAUUACUAUGUAAUUAUUUUUCCCCUUUUUGAUCAACUUUUAUCUUGGUUGAAAGAAUCGUUUGUAUUGCUUAUUCAAAUUAACUUGGAUUUACUAGACAACUUAUUGUAAAGUCAUUGCGGUAACUUUAUUAUAUGUUUAAAGCACCUUUUGUUAUGUGAAUCAGACAUUAGCUUUGAGCUAAUAUUUCAAACAUCUUAACACCUAACCCUAACAGCAGAAUUGCUCAGCCUUUGUUUCUACGACUAGAAAAUACUCUUCAAAAUGACAGUAAAACUGUCUAGUUUAAAAGUGUAAAACACAGUCGUUGAUGCAGAUGUAAAAAUGUUAUCAAAUGAUGACAAUACUAUUUUUUAUAUAUACCCUUUUUUUUUUUAUAAAUAUCGUUGAGGUCACAAUUAUUAGCCCCCCUGUUUUUUUUCCCAAUUUCUGUUUAACGAAGUUAACUUUAUCUCUUCAACACAUUUCUAAACAUAAUAGUUUAAAUAACUCAUUUUUAAUAACUGAUUUAUUUUAUCUUUGCCAUGAUAACAGAAAAUAAUAUUUGACUAGAUAUUUUUCAAGACAUUUCUAUACAGCUUAAAAUGACAUUUAAAGGAUAACUAGAUUAAUUAGGUUAACUAGGCAGGUUAGGGUAACUAGACAAGUUAUUGCAUAACGAUGGUUGGUUUAUAGACAGUCGAAAAAAUAAAUAGCUUAAAGAGGCUAACAACGUUGACCUUAAAAUGUUUUUUUUUUAAUUAAAACUUUUCUAGCCGAAAGAAAACGAAUAAGACUUUCACCAGAAGAAAAAACAUUAUCAGACCUACUGUGAAAAUGUCCUUGCUCUGUUAAACAUCAUUUAGUAAAUAUUUAAAUAAAAAUAAAAAAUUAAAGGGGGGCUAAUAAUUCUGACUUUAACUGUAUAUAUAUAUUUCUUUUUUAAGUAGUAAAGUUAUUUCUGCUGCAUCUAGCAAAUAAAUCUGCCAAUUUAAAAAGUUGAAAAUGCACUAAAUUUUACCUUAAGUUUCAUUUUUGAAUCAAAUAUGCUGAAUGUCAAAUUGCUAUUUUAAGAAACAGAAUGUUGCUUUACUAGGAUUUGAGCCACUUAAAACACAAAGUCAGUUUCUAUUUCGCAUAACCACUAUUUUGCUGUAGGAAAGCGUGUGAAUUCUGUACUUUUAGUUGGUUAAAGAGAGGUUUGAUAGCUUCUAAUUUAGUUAGCAAACACCCAGAGGAGAUGAUUGUCUCAUCAAGGUACCAAUAUGUGCUUAAUCGGAUACCAUAAAACUUCUAGAAAGCUUUUGUUGAAGUUUGUUGAAAGUUUAAUAUUCUGUUACCCCAGUUGAAGGAAGUUACUUUUGAGCUUCUUUUUUAUUGUGGAUUUUUGGUUUUUGAAAUGUUUUGAUUUAAAGUAAUUUCAGACUGAUUGUUUGACUAUUUUUGCACUGUGAUUUUUGAUGACAGAAAAAUGCACUUGAGCGAAAGAACAGAAUAUUUCUGAUUUCUUGCUAAACUGAAUUACAUUUUUGUGUAACCAAGUAAUUUGGACUGUUUCUUAUUCUUUUUAAACUAAAAUGACAUACCAAGUCAUUGUGAUUUAAUCACUUUGUUGAAUCAUUGAAUUGUGUUACCCCACGAGCACUUAUGUUGUGAAUUUGUAGACUUUGUUUCAGAUGCAUGGAACCAAGUUUUAUGUUGGAAACACUGUCACUUUUCAAGAAAAAAAAAUAGUUUGUUUAUAUGUGUAAACAAGUCCUUUGUUAGUCUUGUAAGUUCAAACUGAAGUGUAUUAACAAUGGCACUGUGUUCUCCAAUAAAACAUUGAAUGAAAGAUCAA